Adineta ricciae is the source of this 1815-nucleotide messenger RNA. The record is from the annotation of a GenBank genome assembly. NCBI's taxonomy places the organism in Eukaryota, Metazoa, Rotifera, Eurotatoria, Adinetida, Adinetidae.
AUGUAUUUCCGACAAUGCAACCACAAAAAAUUUUAUUAUGAAACUUUGGAGAUCUUUGUGUCAGAUACCUGUUAUUACACUAUACUAAGUAGUAGCAACGAUAAUACUGAUUUAUAUGGUUAUCUCUAUGAAAAUCAUUUCAAUCCACUUGCUCUACGCAAAAAUUUACUUGCAGAAAAUAAUGAUAGGAGUGAAAUCAAUCGGCAAUUUAAACUUGAAGUUCCUCUUUAUGUCAACAUUACAUAUAUAUUAGUAAUCACAACAUAUUCUCCUAAAGAUAUUGGUGAAUUUAAACUUAAUUUCAUUGGAUGGAAAAAUAUCAAUAUCAAACGUCAGACAUUACCACUCAAUAAUUAUGUAAAUUAUUCAUCAGAAUUCACUUCUACUAGUGCAAUGUAUUAUCGAGAUUGUCAAAUACCAAAAUGUUACUAUGAAACAUUAGAAAUCAAUGUAAUUACAACGGGUAUUUAUGUUAUAUCGAGUGAGAGUGAUAUGCAUAUGUAUGGUUAUAUUUACAAACAUGAUUUUGAUCCAUUGAAGACAUCAAAAAAUUUAUACUUAGAACAUAACGGCACAUGUAAUGAUUAUCAAUUGAAAUUUAUUACUAAUCUUAAUAAUUAUACAAAAUAUAUUUUGGUUAUAACAACAUUCUCUCCAUAUACUAUGGGAAAAUAUUCGAUAUUUAUAUCCGGUCCAAAUAAUGUUAGUCUUACUCAUUUCCAUCCAAAAUUUCGUAAUUGUAUUGUUGGUGAUCAAUGUAACUUUUAUGUGAAAAGUAUUGGUUUGACAUUAGAUGAUAUUUUACAUGAUGAACUUCGUUCAAAUAAGCCUUUAAGUACUCAACCAAUCUCGAUUAAAUUAAGUGCAACUCUAACAAUCAUUAUGUUUGUUGCAGGAUUGAUCAAUAGUGUUUUAUCAUUUUUGACAUUUAAAAGUAAAGAUGCACAACAAGUUGGAUGUGGAUUAUAUCUUCUGGCAUCAUCAAUUACUUCUCUCUUAACGAUAAUUAUGUUCAUAAUCAAGUUUUGGUUUCUUGUCAUUACUCGAAGGAAUGUUUCAAUUAUUAAUCCAGCUGUUUUUCAAGGAGGUUGUAAAUCUAUUGAAACUCUUCUUAAACUUUUUCUUUAUUUCGAUAAUUGGCUUAAUGCUUGUGUUGCUGUUGAACGAGCAUUUCACGUUUACAUAGGAAUCAAUGUUGAUAAGAAGAAAAGUAGACGUAUUGCUCGAUGGAUUAUUCUUAUUUUACCAUUCUGCAUUUUGGGUACUCUUGUUCAUGAACCAAUCUUUCGUAAAUCAUUUCAAUAUCCACUGGAAAUAAAUAAAAAUAAAUCAAAUCAAACAUAUACAAAUAUAACUAAUGAAGUAACAACUGAUCAACCUGUACAAUGUAUAACUGAAUAUCCUCGUUCUAUUCAAAAUUAUAAUACGAUUAUUCUAUUUUUUCAUCUUGUUGUUCCAUUUAUUGCUAAUCUUUUUUCAGCUCUUUUUAUUAUCUUCGGUGCUGCUCGACAACGAUCAAAAAUUCACAAAAGUCGAAAAUAUAAAGAUCUUGUUCGUGAACAAUUCCAUGAACAUAAACAAUUAAUUAUUAGUCCCAUUAUUUUACUUAUUUUAUCAUCACCACGUUUAAUCAUUGCAUUACUUCCUGGAUGUAUUAAAAUAACACAACAUUUAUGGAUAUAUUUAUUAGCUUAUUUUAUUUCAUUUAUUCCAUCAGUAUUGAUUUUUAUGAUAUUUGUUUAUCCUUCAGAAAUGUAUAUGAAGGCAUUCAAACAAUCAUUAACUAUCAAUUGUUGGCAAACACGUCGAAAAUAA